Molecule: messenger RNA, 1482 nt
Organism: Oxyura jamaicensis (ruddy duck)
Lineage: Eukaryota; Metazoa; Chordata; Aves; Anseriformes; Anatidae
Product: PDZ domain-containing protein 4-like
Exons: 3
Source: RefSeq, a predicted model, not a curated record
GAUCCGGAGCGGGAUCCGGAUCGCAGAGUGGAGGGGGGGCGGGGGGAAGGCCCGGAGCUGGAGCAGGAGCGGGAUCCGGAGCGGGAUUCGGAGCGGGAUCCGGAGCAGGAUCUGGACCCGGAGCUGGAUUCGGAGCGGGAGCCGGACCCGGAGCUGGAUUUGGAGCAGGAUCCGGAGCAGGAUCUGGACCUGGAGCUGGAUUCGGAGCGGGAGCCGGAUCCAGAGUGGGAUUCGGAGCAGGAUCCGGAUCCGGAGCUGGAUUCGGAGCAGGAUCUGGAUCCGGAGCAGGAUUCGGAGCAGGAUCCGGAUCCGGAGCGGGAUUCGGAGCCGGGACUGGAUUUGGAUCCGGAGCUGGAUUCGGAGCGGGAUUCGGAGCCGGAUCGAGCCGGAGCCGGAUUCGGAGCGGGAUUCGGAACUGGAUCCGGAUUCGGAGCGGGAGCCGGAUCACGGAGCGGAGCGGGGGCGGCGGGAAGACCCGGAGCUGGAUCGCAGGGCCCGGCAGGGGGGAGGCCCGGAGCGGGCUGCGCGUCCCUUGGAAGAUCCGGAGCUGGAUCAGGAUCCGGAUCCACGCUGCCUAAUGCAAGACCUGGAGCCGGAUCAGGAUCUGGAGCUAUGCCACCCGCUGGAAGACCCGGAGCUGGACUCGGAUCUGGAUCCACGCUGCCUGCUGGAAAACCCGGAGCUGGAUCCAUGCCACCCCCUGGAAGACCUGGAUCUGGAUCGGGAUCCGGCUCCUCUCUGCCUGCCGCAAGACCCGGAGCCGGAUCGGGAUCCGGCUCCUCACCUCCCACCGCAAAACCCGGCUGCGGCCCCUUUCCCCCGCCCGGCCCGGGCUCGGCGCCCACCUCCCAACCCGGCUCCGCUUCCCUCUCCCCCUCCGGCUCGGGAUCGACCCCGGGGCCCCGAUCCUGCGCGGAUCCCCCGGGGCUGAGCCCGGCCGAUCUCCGCCGUUACCGCCAGCUCCGCGGGCGCCUGGGGGCGGCGGGGGUCUCGGGCCGAGGGGAGCUGGCGCUGCUGGAGGAAGAGCUCCGGCACCUGGAGUUCAAAUGCCGCCACCUCCUGCGGGCCCAGAAGAUGGAGCGGCUCCGCGAGCGUUGCCUCCGCGCCUGGCUGGAGGCGGCGGGGGCCGAGCCCCCCCUGGCCGACAUCUCGGAAGCCCCCGAACGCGACAGCAGCAGCGCCUACAACACGGGCGAGAGCUGCCGCAGCUCCCCGCUCCUCGCCCCGACGGUUCCCAGCUCCAAAGGGCAGAAGGGCAAAAGGCCCGGCCGGGACCGGCUGCUGAAGGCCAGGGCCAUCAAGAUCCUGGAGGAACGCGGCGGAGGCUCCACCACCGACGACGACGCCCGCAGCGAGCUCAAACUGGGCCGGUACUGGAGCCGCGAGCAGCGCAAGCAGCACCUGGCCCGGGCCCGCGAGCAGCGGCGUCGCCGGGAGCUGCUCCUGCUGCAGGGCAGAGCGGAGGAGAGGGCCGGGGGGGGG